AUGCCACAACUUGACACAUCCACAUGAUUUACUACCAUUGUCGCCAUAAUUCUUUCACUAUUUAUCCUAAUACAACUCAAAUUCCACAAAUACACAUACCCUAUGAACCCAGUACUAAAAGCACUUGAGUCUACUUCAUUCCCUUGCCCAUGAGAAACAAAAUGAACGAAAAUUUAUUCUCCUCUUUCGCUACCCCAACACUAA
This is a messenger RNA of Oryctolagus cuniculus (rabbit), 204 nucleotides long. The record is from the annotation of a RefSeq genome assembly. NCBI's taxonomy places the organism in Eukaryota, Metazoa, Chordata, Mammalia, Lagomorpha, Leporidae.